This is a messenger RNA of Suillus subalutaceus, 571 nucleotides long. Its product is annotated as mitotic-spindle organizing gamma-tubulin ring associated-domain-containing protein. Gene Ontology annotation, cellular component: spindle; gamma-tubulin ring complex; centrosome. Bases 110 to 331 code for a protein of 73 amino acids. The record is from RefSeq and is a predicted model, not a curated record. The transcript is spliced from 4 exons. NCBI's taxonomy places the organism in Eukaryota, Fungi, Basidiomycota, Agaricomycetes, Boletales, Suillaceae. Gene Ontology annotation, biological process: microtubule nucleation by interphase microtubule organizing center; mitotic spindle assembly; gamma-tubulin complex localization.
GCUGCGAUCGGACUUUCUCUGAGAUAAUAAUAUUUAUUUCCUUUCCGGGAUUUCUGUCCUUUCGAAGUGCUCCACCGAAUUCAAGCUAGCUUGAGCCUGCAUUGACCUCAUGUCGUCUAAAGAGGCAGACAGAAUUAGUGCUGCUCAGCAGACCCUUGACACCCUCUAUGAGAUCUCGCAGCUGCUUAAUACACAGCUUGAUAAGGAGACGCUCGCGACGUGUGUGGGUAUGAUCGAGAGUGGUGUCAACCCAGAAGCCCUUGCAACUGUCAUUCAGGAGCUGCGGCGUGAAGCCGCUGCUGCACAGAACGCACACUCUGAUGUGCGUUGAAUUGAUAGUAGUAUAACAUGCAAAGUUCUCAUACGCUCGACGGCCGUCGGGUCCGAGUGCAUGUAAUGCCACGUCUUUUUUUAUCGUGGUCGUUCAAGCAGAGUCCAGAGCAGUUGUGCCACAUACUACACCUACUGAGCUCGCCCCUUCUAGCAGACAUCAGGCUUGAUAUGUAACUUGACUUGUUCUGAAUGUAACUAUCUUGUAGACUUGUAAGAACACGUUUGAGCCAGUUUGAAC